AUGAGAGCUUACCUCGAGAAGCCAAGAACCACUGUUGGCUGGAAGGGUUUGAUCAAUGACCCAGAUAUCGAUGGUUCUUUCGACAUCAACAAGGGUCUCCGUAUCUCCCGUAAAUUGUUCGUGCAAUUGACCGAGAAGCUUCCUAUUGCAGGUGAGAUGUUGGACACCAUUUCCCCACAAUUCUUGUCUGACUUGUUCAGUGUUGGUGCCAUCGGUGCUAGAACCACUGAGUCUCAAUUGCACAGAGAAUUGUCCUCUGGUCUCUCUUUCCCUGUUGGUUUCAAGAACGGUACUGACGGUACCUUGGGCGUUGCUGUCGACGCUUUGAGAGCUGCUGCUCACCCACACCACUUCUUGUCCGUCACCAAGCCAGGUAUCGUUGCCAUUGUUGGUACCGACGGUAACGAGGACUGUUUCGUCAUCUUGAGAGGUGGUAAGCAGGGCACCAACUACGAUGCCAAGUCUAUCGCCGAGACCAAGGAGUCUUUGAAGAAGGCCAACGUCCGUGAGGGACGUAGAAUCAUGGUGGACUGCUCUCAUGGUAACUCCAACAAGGACCACAGAAACCAGCCUUUGGUUGCCGCUGAAAUUGCCAAGCAAAUUUCCGAGGGUGAGCAAUCCAUUUGUGGUUUGAUGAUCGAGUCCAACAUUGAAGAGGGCAGACAAGACGUUCCUCCUGCCGAGAAAGGCGGUAAGGACGCUUUGAAAUACGGUUGCUCCAUCACCGAUGCUUGUAUCGGCUUCAACGACACUAUCUCUGUUUUGCAAACUUUGGCUGACAGUGUCAAGGCCAGAAGAGCUCUCUAG
Messenger RNA from Australozyma saopauloensis, 807 nucleotides. RefSeq names its product 3-deoxy-7-phosphoheptulonate synthase (gene ARO3). Gene Ontology annotation, cellular component: cytoplasm. The transcript has a single exon. Gene Ontology annotation, biological process: aromatic amino acid biosynthetic process. NCBI's taxonomy places the organism in Eukaryota, Fungi, Ascomycota, Pichiomycetes, Serinales, Metschnikowiaceae. The record is from RefSeq and is a predicted model, not a curated record. Gene Ontology annotation, molecular function: 3-deoxy-7-phosphoheptulonate synthase activity. The coding region runs from base 1 to 807 and encodes 268 amino acids.